Mastomys coucha (southern multimammate mouse) is the source of this 1156-nucleotide messenger RNA. RefSeq names its product methyltransferase like 23 (gene Mettl23). The transcript is spliced from 6 exons. The coding region runs from base 509 to 1081 and encodes 190 amino acids. Gene Ontology annotation, cellular component: cytoplasm; nucleus. NCBI's taxonomy places the organism in Eukaryota, Metazoa, Chordata, Mammalia, Rodentia, Muridae. The record is from RefSeq and is a predicted model, not a curated record.
UUCACGCGCGCCUAUGAUAGGGCGCCAUGUUGGGAAGGUCGCGUCGCUGACGCCCGCCCCUCCCUGCUUUGGGCUACGCAACGCUUCCGGCUGCGCGUCGCUUCCCGCCGGUCUCCUUCCGGCCUCCUUCCGGCCCGGCCCGCCGUGGCCUCCUGCCCCGCGCCUCUUGAGCGCCGCCCUCUGACCCGGCGUCCCUGGAUUUCCGUCCGUGCGAGCGCGGCCGCAUGGCCGGGGCCCAGCGUUUUCGGUUCCGGGAGGAGCCGGGCUCCGGAGACGAGCCGGCCGUGCUGGAGGUCCGCGUCCCGCAGCAUUGAAGAGGCAGAGGCAGAGGACCACUGGGGUUUGAGACCGGCAGUCUGUACAUCCAGUUCCAGGACAUGCCCAAGAACAUAGUGACUUCGUCUCAGAAGUGAAGAGCAGGAAGCUCUCUGGACUGCUGAAUCAUCCAGCUGGUCCAUAUUUUGCCCCGUGACUUCAUUUAAAUCAGGUCCUGCAUGCCCAGUAUGGGAUGUAUGUUUGGCCCUGUGCUGUAGUCCUGGCCCAAUACCUGUGGUUUCACAGAAGAUACCUCCCUGGCAAAGCUGUCCUAGAGAUUGGAGCUGGAGUAAGCCUUCCAGGGAUUUUGGCUGCCAAAUGCGGUGCUAAAGUAAUAUUAUCUGACAAUUCAGAGUUUCCUCACAGUCUGGAUAUCUGUUGGCAGAGUUGCCAGAUGAAUAAUCUGCCACAGGUGCAAGUUGUGGGCCUGACAUGGGGCCACAUAUCAAAGAACAUCCUGUCUUUGCCUCCACAAGACAUCAUUCUGGGAUCUGAUGUGUUCUUUGAACCAGAAGAUUUCGAAAGCAUUCUAGCCACAGUAUACUUUCUGAUGCAGAAGAAUCCAAAAGUUCAAUUUUGGUCUACAUACCAGGUCAGAAGUGCUGACUGGUCACUUGAAGGCUUGCUCUACCAGUGGGAUAUGAAAUGUGUGCACAUUCCUCUGGAGUCUUUUGAUGCAGACAAGGAAGAUAUAGCAGAGUCUGCCCUUCCAGGAAGACAUACUGUUGAAAUGCUCAUCAUCUCCUUUGCAAAGGUUUCUGAAUGAAUUGUACCUCAAGCUCUUCUGGCACACCAGUGUCAAGGCGGAAUGUGGUAUAAAGUUGAAUUGUUUUGAAACUCA